AUGAACUUCCAGAUCCUCGCUUUCGCUCUCGUUCACGUUUUGUCUCUCUUUUCUACUGUCUUAGCGGCGCCCGUCGCGAAACCUCGUUCACUCGGUGCCGAUCACGCACUGGAGACAUUGACCAAGAGUCUCGUCGAAGGCAUCAUUGGAGGAAUCCAACAGGAUGACAGGCGCCGCGAGGAAUAUACCCAAGGGCUUGUCAGAGAGAUGAGAGCCCAAUACCCAGAGUUCAACUGGGUGAUCUGCCAUCCCGAGCACGACUACAAGUUUGACGGUGAACGCGGCGUCGACUGGGGCCACAAACACGAAGAAUUCGACCUUGUUAUCGGAGGCACCGUUGGAUAUGAAAUCUACAACUUCAGGUCCGGCGAGUUCACUCGUCACGGAGAUGGAGGAUUCAUCAAUUGGGCGUUCAAUGGCAACGUACUGACCAGGGACCAAGACGGUGCCCAUGUCGUCUUUGGAGCAAACUAA
This is a messenger RNA of Pleurotus ostreatus (oyster mushroom), 474 nucleotides long. RefSeq lists its product as uncharacterized. The transcript is spliced from 4 exons. The record is from RefSeq and is a predicted model, not a curated record. NCBI's taxonomy places the organism in Eukaryota, Fungi, Basidiomycota, Agaricomycetes, Agaricales, Pleurotaceae. The coding region runs from base 1 to 474 and encodes 157 amino acids.